This is a messenger RNA of Nestor notabilis (Kea), 645 nucleotides long. RefSeq names its product family with sequence similarity 3, member D (gene FAM3D). Lineage: Eukaryota; Metazoa; Chordata; Aves; Psittaciformes; Psittacidae. The record is from RefSeq and is a predicted model, not a curated record. The transcript has 8 exons. Bases 1 to 645 code for a protein of 214 amino acids.
AUGUUCUUCACGCUGCUGGGCACAUGGUUCAUCCUGCAGAUGUAUUUUGAUCAGAGCUGGAAAGCCAUCAGCCUGAGAGGCUGGAUUGGUGCCACCGACAAACCCAGCAGCAAGCAGCUGCCCCGGCACAAGUGUGGGAACCGUAAGGGCUGCCCCCAGAACCAUUUUGCCUUCAAGAUCAUCAGCGGUGCCGCAAACGUGGUGGGACCCUCCCUCUGCUUCAACGACGUGGUCCUCAUGAGCAGUGUGAAAAACAAUGUUGGCAGAGGACUGAAUAUCGCUCUGGUGAAUGGAACAAACGGGCAGCUCCUGAAGGUUGACACGUUUGACAUGUACUCUGGAGACAUUAACAAACUGGACACCUUCCUCCAAGAGAUCAAGCACGGCACCAUCAUGCUGACAGCCAGCUAUGAUGACCCUGCCACAAAGAUGAACGACAAAGUACGGGCACAUUUCACUGAGCUGGGCAGCAGCCACGUGAGCAAGCUGGGCUUCAGGGACAACUGGGUCUUCUUGGGAGCAAAAGGACUGAAGAACAAGAGCCCCUUUGAAGAGUACAUCAAAAACAAUAAGACAACAAAUAAAUACAACGGCUGGCCUGAGCUGCUGGAGAUGGAGGGCUGUGUGCCCAGGAAGACGGAUUAG